Molecule: messenger RNA, 1098 nt
Organism: Mercenaria mercenaria
Lineage: Eukaryota; Metazoa; Mollusca; Bivalvia; Venerida; Veneridae
Product: beta-1,3-galactosyltransferase 5-like
Exons: 1
Coding region: 14-1018 (334 amino acids)
Cellular component (GO): membrane
Molecular function (GO): hexosyltransferase activity
Source: RefSeq, a predicted model, not a curated record
GCAUUUAGCUAUAAUGUUCCUGUCCCCAAAGAAAGAACCCAUCAGGACAGUAAAUCAGAGAUCAACCAUGCAAGAAGAUGUGAAAGCUAAUAAACUGAAAUUAAAGAUGCCUUUGUUCGUGCCAAUCAGAGCCAACGAAAUGCAGAAUAAAGUGUUCGCUGUUCCACAGUUUCCAUUUCUUAAUUUCACUUCGUUUAUGUUGGAACCAAAGACAGAUUGUAAAGAUUUGCAGCUUAUAGCAUUAAUCCAUUCUUCACCUUAUCACUUUGAACGACGUGAAACGAUACGGAGAACAUGGACAAACCAGUAUUACUUUUUUAAGCUUGGGACUGUUAAAAGAAUUUUCGUUUUUGGGACAGUCGAUAACGAUAUAUUGCAAAAAGCUAUUGCAACUGAAAAUCGUAUUUAUGGUGAUAUUUUGCAAGGCCAGUUCAUUGAUAAUUACUACAAUUUAUCAUUUAAUACAAUGUUGGGAUUAAAAUGGAUAAUAAACCGAUGUGAAAAUAUUCAAACUGUAAUGAAAGUUGACGAUGAUAUUGCAAUUGAUACGUUUAGAUUUCUCAACAGUACUGUUUUAAGCUUAGUAAACAAAUCAGGACAAGUGCUCUGCCGCUACGGCAGACGUCAGAUACUUCGAAACACUACGUCAAAAUGGUAUAUAAUUGAUAGCAUAUUUAAAGGAGAGACACAUUACCCUAGUUACUGUGAAGGUAAACUUGUUUUGAUGACGUUUGAUGUCAUACCGUCUUUGUACAGUACUGCAUUGAAAACGCCAUAUUUUUUCGUAGAAGACGUCUACAUGUAUGGUUUAGUGAUUAACAAAAUAAAAAGUUUAACAUUUAGACAAUUAAAAUUGGAGUCAGAUAUGGUUCUAAGUGCUUCUACGGCAAUGGCAUGUCUUAUUAAGAAGAAACAAAAUUGCAGCGUUUACGUAGCAGGCGUGUCGUCCGAUGAAGAAAUGGAAGAACUUUGGUUUUUCUUUAGACAGCGAUUCAUGUCAAGUCAUUUUUUUAGUUAAACAUUUUAUAAACAUUUUAUAUGUGAUCAAUAUCAUUUUGAAGUUCAGUACAAAACACUUUGAAAAGCAUAAAAAUUACA